Molecule: messenger RNA, 935 nt
Organism: Gossypium raimondii (Peruvian cotton)
Lineage: Eukaryota; Viridiplantae; Streptophyta; Magnoliopsida; Malvales; Malvaceae
Exons: 1
Coding region: 52-735 (227 amino acids)
Biological process (GO): protein ubiquitination
Cellular component (GO): cytoplasm
Molecular function (GO): ubiquitin protein ligase activity
Source: RefSeq, a predicted model, not a curated record
UCGUUGAAAUUGAGAUCACCCACUCAUACUUGCUUCCAAAGUUUUUCUUCGAUGGCUUCACUCUACGUUAGAUCCCAUCGUGUUUAUUUAGUCGACAUCAUAUCCCAAGCCCGGUGCCGUUCAGUAUCUCCCCCUUUGAUGGAAAUCGUGUUAACCAUCAACGUUGGCUAUUGUUCCACUUUCACCCCCACUCAUCCUUUCUUCUCACAACGAACCCUUUGUUUCCCUCUCACCCAUCUGCAACACCGCGGCAUGCUUCGCCAAGUUCUUGCUUCCACGCUCGCGGAGCUCGGAAUAAAUCCAUCCUCUACAGCUUGUCAAAGGGUCCUUCAAGAAAUCAUGGAACGUGGACUCAGAUUUGUGAAUGGGACGUUGAGCAGGGGAUAUCACUGUAAAGCCUUGCAUCUUCAGUCUGUGAUACUUGUGGGACCCAGGACGACCAACCAGGAGUCUUUGAUGACCGCAGCUGCUUUGGCCAUAUCUGAGUCGGAGUUCGAAAGCGAUAACUACGGCAUGGUAGCCGCUACUGAGUCCUCUGUUAAAGAGAUGCUCAGGAGGUUCAAAGUAGAAGAUGGUGAGCAACAAGACUGCAUGGUGUGCUUGGAGGAACUAGGGGUUGGAUUUGAAGCGUCUCGGAUGCCUUGUUCUCAUAUUUUUCAUGGCGAUUGCAUCGGAAAAUGGUUGCAGCAAAGCCAUUACUGCCCUAUUUGUCGAUUCGAGAUGCCGACUCAUUAAACAGAUAGAUGACGACUCUGUUUAGUGCCUAACUUCUUUAUUCAUUCGUUCAUUUGUUUCUUGUAGAAACUCGUAUUUAGUUUGUAAGUUGAUGUAGCAAAUUCUUUUUUACCCACAAAAAGGGUUAGUAAUAUAAAUAAAAAUGGACAGAGAAAUGUUCGUUCUCAAUGUUGACAGUGUUAGUCAACAUUUCCAACAAA